AUGAAGAAAUUAAGAGGCAAUGACGACAAAAAUCGACGCAGGAGAAUGACAGGAAAAGGAUUUGAGGGAAAGCAAAGUGGCGUUGUGGUCAGGAUGUUGAGGUGCACGGUGCGGCAUGUAUAUGAGGGAGCUCACCUGUACGGAUUGGUAGUACUUAUUUUGUAUGGGCGAAGUUGUAUGGGGGGAGAAUUGGGUGAGAGAGGUUUGAGUGAGGAGAGGAGGGAGAGUACGCGGGUAGUAGUAGAAGAGCGAGAGGGCGGGCGCUGGCCUGGACCUGGAGCAGAGAGACGAGACGGAGACCAGCGAGCAGGCCAGCGUCAGCACUGGGGGAGGGGGAGAGCAGCAGCAGGCAAGGGCAGCAGACACUGGAGCGAUACGCUCGUGUCACUGGCCAGCGCCCGCUGGUUUCGUACCGUACCCGUCACGUCUUGUCAGCCGGCGGCGUUGCUGCUGCCAGCUGCUCGACUCUGGGCUGCGCUGAGCGCGCCCGCAGAAAUGCAGUAUUACUCUACUACUCUACGGCCAGGGGCCAAGAAACAUACCACUGCUGCUGCUGCGUCGCGAAGGUCUUCCGUGCUCAGCCUUUCCAUGGUCAUUGAUGGAUCUCACGGCGGAAAAUAA
Messenger RNA from Paecilomyces variotii, 621 nucleotides. RefSeq lists its product as hypothetical. Bases 1 to 621 code for a protein of 206 amino acids. The record is from RefSeq and is a predicted model, not a curated record. The transcript has 2 exons. Lineage: Eukaryota; Fungi; Ascomycota; Eurotiomycetes; Eurotiales; Thermoascaceae.